CAACAUUUCAUUAUAUAUCACUAUCUGAACCUUUUAUUCAAAAUAUUUCUGUAUUUGGAUGUAUUCAUUUCUGUAGAUAAGAUUGAAGCAAACUAAACUUGAAUGUUAUCAUUGCCGGAUAUUGGGGACGAGUUACACAGCGGAAAUUUGAGUUUGUUAAUCACCUAAAUUGUACGAAUUGACUUUAAAACUUGUUUGUAAUAUUUUAAAAUUUGAGGGUGUGUGACUGAUUACGUUUACCAUUAUGAAAGCAAGUUUUAUCAAGUGACAAGAAAUAGACAAUUCUCGGUUAUAGUUGAAGAUAAAGUGGAGGAAAUAUUAAUAUAUUAUCUGUGAUAAUGGCGGCAAAACGGAGAACUUUAUAUGUAAUAGUGUUAAUUUCAUUGAUGUUGGUGCUUGUUAACGUUUCGUCUCUACAAUACAAUGUUACUUCAUAUUUCUUUCAAUUCAGCCCUGCCAUAAAAACUGACUUUGAUCAAGUUGUUAACAACCAUUUGGAAGAUGAUUACAGUGAAAAUAUUAAAGAAUUAUCUGUAAGAUCGUCAGCCUUUAAAUCUGAUAAUCCUAAUGACAUAAAAGAACCAUUAUCUAAAAUUAAACUUGAUAAAGAAAAGAAUAAUUCAUUACAGAACACGUCAGAUGGGUCACUACCAUCAAGCAAUGGUGUUCAUGUUGAGAAAUCUCAAACUAUUCUACAAUAUAGUGUGCAACAGAAUAAACAAAAAGUGGUACCAGCACCGGGUUCAAUAAGAACAAGCAGUUGUAACGGAUGUUUCCAACACAAUUUCAGUUAUAUCAUAAAUAAUGAGAACAUUUGUAAGACAGUAUCCACAACUCAGACUAUAGACUUGAUUAUAAUGAUUCUUACAUCCCAUCAAAAUUUAGACAGAAGAAAUGCAAUUCGGGAAACAUGGCUUAGCCUUUCCAAGAAAAAUACUGCAAACGUUCGUUAUGUGUUUCUUUUAGGAGAAAUUGGUGACAAGGCUCUCCGUUAUCGUGUUUUGAAAGAAAACGAAAUUUAUCAAGAUAUAAUUAAAGAGGACUUUACAGAUUCGUAUACUAAUCUAACUUAUAAGACUGUCAUGGGUUAUAAAUGGGUAGUAAGUCAUUGCUCAGUUGCUAAAUAUGUAAUGAAGACAGAUGAUGACAUGUAUAUAAAUGUAUGGAAUAUACUCAGUUUAGUACACAGUAAAGGUGUUCUACUGGACAAUAAUUUAGCCGGUUCAUGUAGUACCGGAGCACCGAUUAGAAAUAGUAAAUCCAAAUGGUAUGCUUCUGUUAGCGAUUAUAAAGAGAAAAAAUAUCCAGGGUUUUGCUCUGGAACUGCAUACGUCACAAGUAUGCAUUUAGCUGCUAAGUUAUAUAACAUAACAGCGACAACACCAUUCUUUCAUUUAGAGGAUGUAUAUAUAGGAUUGUGUUUAUAUAAGAUUCGUGGAAAUAUCAUAAAUGUAAGUGGAUUUAAUCGUAGAAGAGUUUCUCUUGACCCUUGUAUAUAUAAAGGCACACAGAUGUACUCUUCCCAUCUGAUGGAUCCGAAAACGUUGCGUGAUAUAUGGACUCGUGAAUGUGGAGGAACAAAUGUCACACAAAAUUAAAAGAUUUUGUCUUUCAGGGUUUUUUUGUACAAUUCAUUAGCAUAAUUUAAAACAAAUAAAAAUAAAUUAGUAAUUAUAAAAGAAAAAGGUUAAGGCAAAGUAAAGAUAUGCUUUGGAUUCUUCAUCAGAUUCUUCAUCAAACUAUAAAUGUUUUACGAAAAAGGUUUUAAAACAAUAGUAUGCAUUGGUUGACUUUUAUCAAUCGUAUCUUUAAUAGAUAUCAUUAUGUUUUAUCCCCCAUUCUUACAUUAAACUGGUGACCUUAUAAUUUAAACUAAAAUGUUGUAGACAAAUAUGACAUAUUGUGUAAUGCAUUGUAUUUUAAUGUAUUGAUAUAGUUAACGUGAAAAGUUAACCGUCAUUGAGAUUGAUACUUCGUAACUCGGUUAUGCCAGUACAAUUGCAACCUUUCGGCCCUUUCCGUCUGUCUUCGGAUUAUGAAGAAUAGCCGAAGCCGAAGACGUUCCGAUUGACCAGUAGAGAAAUGCUGGUACAUUCUACAAGCACGGACAAGAUGAUAAAUUGCUCAUUAUCGUGCGAAGAGUCGUUAAUCAUAGCCACGUAGAUCUAGUUUCAAAGUGAUUGGAAAAGUGAUGUUCACAUUAAACAAAUGAUGGAGUUCUUAUGAUAACCUGUCAGGAGUUUUUAUGGUAACUGUCACGGAGUUCCUAGAAAACGUUACGAAUUUCAUCGGAAAUCUUUUUCAUAUACCGAAGAAACACUUUUGAAAAAUGGUAAUAUUCAUCUUUAAAAAACGAGUUUGCAAUGCUAAAUUAAACUUUGAUGAUUAAGCGUGAGUUACAAAUACUUUUAUGUGUCGGGAAAAGCUUUUUUUAUUCCUUUUUCCAUCGCCUCUUGUUUAAAUAAGCACAACAUUGGUUAUUCUUAAUGUUGAUUUUGAGCGUAUUUUAGUUCAAAAGAUAUUUUUCAAAUAAAAACUAAUGCGAAUCGUUAUUUGACAUUAUUAAACUGAACGAAUGCACUACAUGUCGUGUUCGUCAUCUAUAGUUUUAUGUCUUAAGUUUCCUUUGAAAUGUAAACGCUGAAUGUACAGCAGCUACAUUGUUCUUGUGAAGAUAGAAAUAUAUAGACAUUAUUUCUUCGAUAUCUAUAUUAUGAUGGCAACGUUAAAGUAGUAUGCGUUAGGUUGGUAUGAUAAUAAAACAAAUGUAACAAGGAACAUCGCAAUGCGAUGCAACCAGGUUUUCAGCAAAAUAUUUCACAGAAGCUUUGUCAUGAAGGGGCAUUUGUUUUUAAUUGAACUUUUAGGAGGAAUUAUGGCUUUUUUUAAUAUUCCUCAAACAAAAAUGAUUGAGAAAUUUUAUGUUGUCUAUUCGCCUUUUUUUCCCAAAUGUUUUAGAAAGGUAAACAGUACUUUAUUUUUGCUUAAUUUUUGCAUUUUUGCGUCUCUUGUCAUUUUCUUUUGUCAACAAUAUUGGCGUGUGGUGUUUUGUGCGAUAUCAAGAAA
Messenger RNA from Ruditapes philippinarum (Manila clam), 3066 nucleotides. RefSeq names its product beta-1,3-galactosyltransferase 1-like. NCBI's taxonomy places the organism in Eukaryota, Metazoa, Mollusca, Bivalvia, Venerida, Veneridae. The record is from RefSeq and is a predicted model, not a curated record. The transcript has a single exon. Bases 339 to 1598 code for a protein of 419 amino acids. Gene Ontology annotation, molecular function: hexosyltransferase activity. Gene Ontology annotation, cellular component: membrane.